AUGUGGAUAUUACCGUUGCUUGGAUAUGUUGGCCUCAUAUUGGGGUUUGCCUUCUUGACGCUGGCAAUAGCUUCUGGGCUUUACUACCUUUCCGAGCUCGUGGAAGAGCAUACUGUACUGGCAAAGAAACUUCUAUAUCGUCUCAUCUAUGGAGUUGUUGGCGUUCAGUUUCUCCUACUUGUCGUCGACAAGUUCCCCGUCGGGCUAAGUCUGUUGAGCAUUGUGUCGCACGGCAUAUAUGCCCAGAACCUUAGACGCUUCCCAGUCGUCAAGCUCACCGACCCGUUAUUCUUACUAUCCUGCGCGCUCGUCAUUGUAAAUCAUUACCUUUGGUUCCGUCACUUCAGUGCUCCGCCUGUCAACUCCUAUUCUUCAUAUCCUUACGCACGCGACACGAAUAUCCCUACAUUUACCGAGAUCGCUGCAUACUUUGGGCUAUGCGUCUGGCUCGUUCCCUUCGCUCUUUUCGUUUCCCUAUCUGCUGGCGAGAACGUUUUGCCCUCGAUGGGCUCCGAGUACGCGACCGGCGAUGGAAGCAGUUAUAUCAACCCAGGAAAAGCGCCCGAUUCGUAUGGAAGUGGUUCGGGCGUUGGAGUGAGUGGAAUGCAGGGAAAGAGACGGGCGAGGAGUGGGACGAAUGCGGGAAUGGCAAAAGCCGUUGUCACUGGUGUCAAGGAGUGGGUUGGGGAAACUGGAGAAGUCAUGGGAUUUUGGAAGGGCGAGAGAACGAGACCCACUUUCUAA
This is a messenger RNA of Bipolaris victoriae FI3, 744 nucleotides long. RefSeq lists its product as hypothetical. The record is from RefSeq and is a predicted model, not a curated record. Gene Ontology annotation, cellular component: endoplasmic reticulum membrane; Golgi membrane; COPII-coated ER to Golgi transport vesicle. Gene Ontology annotation, biological process: endoplasmic reticulum to Golgi vesicle-mediated transport. NCBI's taxonomy places the organism in Eukaryota, Fungi, Ascomycota, Dothideomycetes, Pleosporales, Pleosporaceae. Gene Ontology annotation, molecular function: COPII receptor activity. The transcript is spliced from 3 exons. Bases 1 to 744 code for a protein of 247 amino acids.